AUGGGUGAUAGUCUCAUCAUUGGCGCUUCCUUUAGAGUGCCCAUCAAGAAAGGUGCAAUGGAGACAAUAAGUGCUGCCACUGCUCCGAGUAAAGGUGGAGGUAUCCCCUCCUAUGACUGGCAAGGCUCUGGGAGAGGAAACUGUCACAGCUUUUUCUGUUGUUUUUCCUGCUAUGGGGAGGAGCCCCCUACUGGUGGUCUGGCUGAGGAAACCGGGCAACCGAUGCAGGGUUCCCAGGAUUCUCAGGAUCCCAAAGCCUCUCGGAUCCCUUCAUCUCAAAGUCCCCAUCUUGAGCGCACUCCUAGUCCCAUCAGGACUGUGUUUUCUCAAACCUUGUCAGAUAAAGGCGCUUUGGGAGACACUCCUUUAUCCAAACAGACAGGUCAAACUAGUGAGAAAUCCGCUCCUAGUGUUGCCUUUUCUUUAGAAUCAGAAAGCUCAGAAGAAUCCUCGGGGAAGUCAGGGGAUCAGGAAGAAGAGGCUCUGCCCCAAGAAGCCGGAACUGGCUUUGUAAAGUCUUCCUCUCCUUCUCCAGAGGCAUCUGAGUAUGAGGACGAUGAUGGUGACUCCAAUGACGAUGACGAUGAUGAUGAUGAGGAUGAUGAUGCUAGCUCACCCAGUGACAUGACUACUUGA
Molecule: messenger RNA, 636 nt
Organism: Quercus lobata
Lineage: Eukaryota; Viridiplantae; Streptophyta; Magnoliopsida; Fagales; Fagaceae
Product: ribosomal L1 domain-containing protein CG13096-like
Exons: 5
Coding region: 1-636 (211 amino acids)
Source: RefSeq, a predicted model, not a curated record